Messenger RNA from Centruroides sculpturatus (bark scorpion), 3085 nucleotides. RefSeq names its product prominin-like protein. The record is from RefSeq and is a predicted model, not a curated record. Bases 491 to 1057 code for a protein of 188 amino acids. Gene Ontology annotation, cellular component: membrane. The transcript has 5 exons. Lineage: Eukaryota; Metazoa; Arthropoda; Arachnida; Scorpiones; Buthidae.
ACUUUGUUCUAGACAUAGACAAGGCAAAUCAUUCCAAGGAGUAUUGCGAGAAGGUGCUAUUAUACAGAGAAUAUGGUUGUUGUGUCAUUUUUCGGUCACCCUACCUGUUUCUCACAGUUUGUUGUAUUUAAAUUUGUUACACUUUAAAUUGUAUUUCGACUUGUUAAGCAAUGCAAAGACAGUCAAUGAUAACUUUAGUAAAACCAAUAUUAAGAGCUAUGCAAGAGAACUAAAAGGACCUAUAUUGACUAUAUUAAGACAAGAAUAUGAAAUAAAUUUAUUUUUAAAUAAUGGUUGAAUGGUGAAACUAUUAUAUUUUUAUUCUGUUUGUAAACUUCUUUUUUCAAAGUUUUUUUGUUUUGUUUUGAAGCAUUGGCGUGCAUGAAUUUUAAUGGCAAAAUUCCAAUAUAAUGCUACGUACUUAUUGAUUGUUUUAUUUUUUUGAUAAUGCUAGUUGGCCGAAGAAUUUAUAACAGAAUUUACAGGAUUAAUGGAUCAGUACGCAUUCUAUGUACAGCAACAGGUUGAGAAUAACAUAGGUAAAUGUGGUCCCAUCAGCCAGGCUUUUAACACAAGUAUCAUUGCUACAUGCAGUGAAAUACUUCUGCCAUUUAAUGGAUUUUGGGCAAGUCUCGGUUGUUGCACUCUUCUCUGCAUUCCGGGUCUUAUUGUGGCAGUAAUCUUAUCCGUAUUAUAUCGUCGAAUAGAACCGUAUCCCGGACCACUUGUCGAUUCGGAAUACAAUUCCGACAGUUACGUCGACAGGGAUAAUAUUCCAUUAGCACAGGUCAACAGAAAGAGAGGAGAGAGACAGAUAUAUGAGAAUCGUAAUGGUUACAUUCAUGACUACAGUCCAGGAUACCAGGAAGCUUCUGUCAGUUUUCUACCCAAUCAUGCCGAAUACCCUAGAGAUGUGGGACCCACCGACUCUACUGCUUUUGCCAACUACCAGCCUCUGCGCCAAUCUUCAUGUCGGACAACACCCACGGCACCCGCCGACUUUUCUCCCACUCAGGACUACAUCAAACCACCACCGUACUACUUUCCGGGACCAUGAGCCAAGAGAACACUACAUUCCUUUAAGACUCUCUCACUGUCAUUCUAUAUUGAUCGUGUGCUAUGCUCGGUCAAAAAUUCAGAGAGCAAUUUUUUUGACAUAGCAUAAUUUUUAUGUAAAUAUUUAUUUUGUGUCGAUUCUUUUUUGAUAUUGUAGUCUUAUUUUUAAUGUUUUAUUUCGUAAGUUAACUAUUUUUUAGAUUAAUUUUCUUAUCUGAUGUAUUGGGACGAGAUUUUUGUAAUGACAACUGCAAUGUGUUACCAAAUUUUUUUUGAAACUAUAACAUUCCAAAGCAUUCUUUAUUGUACCAGAAAUCAAUUAUUUGUAAUUUUCAUUCAAACACCAAGAAUUUAUGGCUUUCGGUCAAUGACACUUCAGUGGCAUUAUCGUUUAUUUAUAUGUAGCUUUUUAAGCCCAUGACACAAUUUUAGUCCAGUAUAUCAGGCAGCUCUCUCUAGUAUUUAUAGUUUGAUUCCGAAACCAUUAAGAAUGUCUGAAAUGCAGUGUACAUUUUGGACAACGUUAAACAUUUCGGAUGCCUCCACACAUGCAUAAUUGCCAUAGAGAAGAAACAUUCUGUUGGCAUCCAUUGAUGCCCUGUGGAAAGCGUGGUACUCUCACGUUUUGGUGUGCCAAAUUUUUAACAGAUUUAGGUCAAUAGUACGUACGAAUUUUACUCUUUUUGAAAAUAUUAUUGUAGCAUGUUAAAUUUUUAUGGUUAGCUUUAUUUUAAUUGUUUAAAUUUUGUCUUAUGGUACAUAUAGUGGUGUUAAAUUAGCAGUUUUUAAUCCUCAAUCCUCAUCUAGAUGAUUGUUUGUUAAUAUGAGCACCUCUUCGGAUUAUUGUAUCUAUAGAAUUUUUAUACCUGUUUCUGCAUCAGUUCCUCCAUUUGUUGUUUAAUUUUGGUAACCGAAACUUAAACGAGCAAAUGAUUUUAGACUCUGCAGUUUUUUAAUCUCCUAUACAAAAAUGAGUUGUAAUCUCGUGACUUCUUUAUACAUAUAUAUUAUAAAUACAUGUUGCGUGUUUCAUACGCAUUUGUGCAGAGCAUUAAAACGUGAUAUUUUGAAUCUUUUCAGUUGUUUAAACAAAAUAUAACAUUCUAAAUGCAUUGCUCAUGACAAAAUCUUUCCCUCCAGAUCGCGGUUACCAAGAUUAAAAAAAUUGUGUACAUAGCGUCGAAUGGCAGUUAAUGUUAAAAGUUUAGAAGGAUCGUGUUGAAAUUUUAAUAGGAAGAAGACGUGCCGUUUCUACGGGGAACGUCUGCUAAAUCCAUAAGGAAGAUCGCGACGUGACUACUUCCCGCGACGCACAAUCGUGUUCAAUGAUGGUCGACGAAUCGAACGUUCCGCGAGUUUCGGUACACCCAUGUGGGAUUCCCGUAGACAUUGAGGACCGUACAUUCGCCCCAUCUGUAAAUAUUUAACCCGUAGAGGUUUGACGUUCAUCCCAUACAUUUCAUUCUAGAACAGUUGAUAUUUGUUUAGAAGUUUGCAAAAUAUAUUUUAUGGCAAUCACGGUGCUUACAUGAAGAGUUAUAUUUUCAACGUCAGUUAACAAUAAAAUUUUGUAUAAACAGAAUGUAUUUUCUAUAUAUAUAGUUCUUUAAAAUCUCUUUAUUUGUGAGUCUUUAUAAUGACACAACCGUUUUUGUGUGCUAAAUAUAUAAAUAUAUAUAUAAUGUAUAUUUCACAAUUUUUAUAUUUUCCAUGGUGAAAUAUUUGCAUAUAAAUGUAGAUCUGUUAAUAUUUUCACAUCUUUAAUGUGUAUUGCAUAUUGCAACUCGUAAAACUCUUGAAAAACCAUGUCAAUUUGUUGCAUAAGCGUUGUGACAAGUGUUUACGAGAAACAUUGCUAGCUCGAGGAGACGCAACUGUCGUCUUUAAUUGCUGUUACGAAUCUCUCGAUCACCUUGCUCAUUCUGUAACAGACGUCAUCUGUGAUGAGGGAUGUAUCCCGUCCAAAAAAACUCCUCUGUUUAGAGGAAAUUGUAAAAUUAAGAAUCUCCAAAUAAAAUUAAAUAUAGUA